Neodiprion fabricii is the source of this 5804-nucleotide messenger RNA. RefSeq names its product receptor-type tyrosine-protein phosphatase delta-like. NCBI's taxonomy places the organism in Eukaryota, Metazoa, Arthropoda, Insecta, Hymenoptera, Diprionidae. Gene Ontology annotation, biological process: protein dephosphorylation. Bases 258 to 5501 code for a protein of 1747 amino acids. The record is from RefSeq and is a predicted model, not a curated record. Gene Ontology annotation, molecular function: protein tyrosine phosphatase activity; protein binding. The transcript has 28 exons.
GGCAUUGAAAACAUUACCAUUAUAAUUAACGUUUGCCGUUGACAUGUCGAUGGAACAUUUUUAAGCGCAAGACAAAACAUACCGCCGGACAAAAUAGCAAUAAUUUUUCAAUAAUAACAGUUUCAAAGUGGAAAGUGUGUGUUUAACAUUCGGGGAAAUCACCGAGAUAGAGUAAAUAAAAAACUAUUCCGUCCGAAUGUUCAAGGCGAAAAUGACGAUAUUGUAUACAUGAAACAAAAACAAUCAACGAUUUAAAAAUGGUUAUCUUCCUUCAAAGUUUCACAGCAAUAAUAAUCAUCCUUGCAUCUGCGACAGCGAUAAAGCAAGACGAUGAUUUAUUUGCGAUGCGUAAUUCAGUUAAUUGGAACGAUUCGACGACGUCGAAAUUUAUCUGCAUUUCGAAAGACAACGAUGCGGCAUUGGUCUGGAAUUACAAUUAUAAAAUGAAGAAUUCCGAAGGUGGACGGAUUCUUUCAACGGAUUUCAAUCCGAGAAAACCGAUACGAAAAGACGUCGCGAAUUGUGCGGCAUGGAAUUCGACGCAGUGCGCAGCGGAAUGGGAGAAAAAAGGUGAUUGGAACGUUGUCGACUCGAUCGUCGAACCAAUGGGUCCUGUUUACGAUUAUCGAUGGGAAGAUUUCAACGAAUUGGCAUUCGAUGACGUUGGGAAAAGUCAGGAAUAUCGUUACGUAGCAGCGUUUAACGAGUCUACGGAUAUGGUGGUUUUCUCAGUCCGAGGAUCGGGAAACGUGGACUUGCGUUUGUGCGGUAAUGAAAACCCGAUUGGAAAUUCAUGUUUACAAAUAAUCGUUGGAGGCUCGGAUAUGAAAGAAUCCGCAAUUUUGUCAUGCGUCGACGUAGCGAUGGAGCUCAGGCUGCAAUCAAGACCAAAAACCUGCACAACUUUGGCCAACGUCGAGCACGAGUUAGCCAUCGUCGAUGAAUACGAAUGGCGUACAUUCAGAGUUAAAUGGAACAGAGAUGACCGAAAAACGAUCAAAGUUUUCAAGGAGACCGAGAUUGAGCCAUUCAUGGAAGGUAAUCUCGAUCAGCGGUACACAGUUUAUCACUUGUCAGUGAAAAGUGACUUAGGAACACUCAUUCGAUUCCACUUCUAUGAGUAUCUCUCGACGAGAGAGAAGAACGCGAUUAUAUCGACGACUGAAUUCGAUAAAUACGAUAAAAAUAUCUGCAUUAAACUUGUUGUCGGUCUUUGCUCCGAGUGUCAGCUGAAAGUAACCGUGGUAGAUUCAAACGGUGAUGAAUUACCUGUAGGAAUAAUUCAUGGAAGCGAAAACUUUCUCAACGAUGCGACACUCUUCUGGAAACCGAUGAAACUGACCACAAAAUUGCCGCUCAAUAUUUCGCAGCGAUUGAAAAUCCAAUUGAAAACUAUUACUGAAAAGUAUCAAAGCAAGGGACACUGGGCAAUGGACAAUUUACGAAUGUGCGAGUCGGCUGAUGUUGCGAGAGAAUCGACCGUGACGAUGCAUGGAGAAAUUGGUUCGCCUUUCUUGCCCAAAAUAAAAUGUCAAAAAUUAUCUUACACCAGAAGUGAGACACUUGAUUUGUCGUCCACUAUACGCGACCGAGAUGAUAAAAAAUCUGUGAAACCGACCGUUGCGAACUCAACAGCGGUACUUCCAAACACGACACUAGAGACAAAUUUAGAGUCUAUGAGCCCCAUCUUAAUAAUGAAGAAAAUGAAGAAGACGUCGAGAUCUAUGGGAUACUUCGAACUAAAGUCAAAAAGGUCAUCCUUUCCGCCAGAGGGCUUAGAAGCAGUAUCGGAAUACCAAACCAGUGUGACGCUUCGGAAGAAAUCUUCGUCUUCUACAAAUGGUAACAAACGACAGCGGCGAAGUGACACGGGUGAACCGACAAAAAUUGAAAAUUUGAGGGCGACAGGGAUAUCCGAGACGAAUGUUACACUUCAGUGGGAUCCUCCAUCCUCUACGAAUAAAAGCAUACAAUACAAAGUUACAGUCAAGGUGGAUAAGUUCUUGGGUUGCUCGGACCGAAACGAAUCGUCACCUUCCAAAGAGGACAUGCGAAUGGUACCGAAACCGGAAGCAAUCUUCGCACGUUUGCACCCUUAUACGAAUUAUACAACGACAGUGAUUGCGUGCAUUGGUGAGCUUAAAGAAAUAAAAGGGGAACUCAAUUUCACAACCGAUCAAAGGGAUAUUCCCACCGAAACCGUUCAGAAUCUACGUUACGAAGGAGGUGACGAAGUUCUGAAAUGGGAUGCGCCGGAUUGUGCUAAUAUGACAGGUCCUUGGGCAGAAACACGCUUGUCAUUUUCAGAAGAAGCCCAAGAGAUAACAUCAGAGCGUGUUCCAUCGAACAAAUUUCAGAUUGAAUCGACCAAUGUUGCCGACCUGGGCUCAUACAAAACUUACAAAGUUCGUGCCUACAUCGUAAGAUCUACCGAGGCAUCUAGCGAUGGUGCUGCACAAAGCACGGAGAUAUCUUUCACAACGCCGGCAUCACGUCCAGGAAAGGUGGAUGAGAUGGGAUCGUUCGACGUUAACGUCGAACAACGUACCGUUUCUUUAUGGUGGAACUUACCUUUUCCGCUCAAUGGUGAAGUUGAAUCCUACCACAUCAAAAUCUACCAGCAAAAAGAUCAUGUGACGCUGUUAAACGAAAUAUACGAAACUCCGGUACAAGUAUCAAAGUGUAGGCUGUCGGAAAAAUCGGUAUGCUUGGAAAAUGUUGAACUUCGAACAAACUUUUCAGUCCAGCUCGAUGCGCAGAUCCGGGCGAAAAACAAGGACGUGUCGUCGCUUGGACUAGUUGCAACCCACAAAGUUUUGGAGAGCGAUUGGCGCACCGCCGAACUCACGCGGCCGGAGCAUUUGGACCAGAUCAUAGGGGAUGAUGGAAUAGUGACGGUGAUGUGGAAACAUCCGCCACUGCCCAAGUUCAAAAUCACACGAUUCGAAGUCAAAGCUGAGCUCCUGGAAUCGACGCUAUUGAAUACUAAUAGUAAAAGCCAAAACACUACAACUGCGAAUUAUCCCGUAAAACAGGAACAGAAAACAUACAAUACGUCGCUUCGCCUUAGAACCUCGUCGAGAUAUCAAAUUGUAGUGACAGCAACGAAUGAGAAGAAUCCUUCCAGCGGGAUAGUAGAUUCGUAUAAUAUUACAAUCCCUUUCAAACCCGGCUUUGCAUCCGGAGAAAUACCUAGAGCUGAAUGUAAGGGAAGUGACAUAGAAGUCGUGAUUCCGGCAAUACUUAAUGCCACGCAAAGUACAACAGUCUUUAUAAACGCUGUGAGAGUGAUCAAGAAGGGGAACAUUCAGACGGAUAUAGAAAACGUUUCUCUCAACUAUACGGUGAACCGCAGCGAACCUCGUCACUUCAGUUUAAACUUCAGCCAGAAAUACAACAUCACGGAGAGCUCUGCCGAAACCGAAGAAUUUCGAAUCGACGUCUGCGCAACAGAUACCGACACUGGCGACAACACCACCCUCGAAACUAUCGAACAAUUUACUUGCGAUUCUGCCAAUCCUACGACAACCGGUGAAAAUCCGCCUUCGGCAUUUGCUGCUGUAGUGAUUCUUCUCAUCGUAGUAGCUAUACUGCUAGUGUCAUUUCUGGUUUGGUACCGAAAAUUCAGGCAACCUACAAAAGGCAAAACCUGUCUGGAUAAUGAGCCGCUCAGACCACGAUCAACGGUGCGUGAUAACUUCAAGUCUUCUUGGUCCUCGGAUGAUUCAACACGUCCGGCUAGUCUGUCGGAAAUUCGAAUAUCAAUGCAACAGAAGGUACCUGAUCCAGCAACGCACAAUCCCCAUUCGUGCCCCGUAAAAGUCGAGGAAUUUGAAAAGUACGCAAAGGAAGCCUUAUCAAUCGGAUUGCUGGAUAAACAGUACACGGAGUUUGAAAAAGGGCUACAAAAAUCGUGUGGCUGUGGCUCCCUACCAGAAAAUAUGACCAAAAACAGAUACAAGAAUCAGAUAGCAUAUGACGAGACGCGAAUCGUGCUAAAGAAGCUUGACGCUGAUCCCUAUUCCGACUACAUCAACGCCAAUUACAUUCAGGGAUAUCAGAAUCCGAGAGCUUACAUAGCGACGCAGGGACCGUUGAAGGCAACGGUGAGAGAUUUCUGGAGGAUGGUUUGGCAGGAAAACGUGAGCGUGAUAUGCAUGUUGGCGAAUACGGUCGAGCGAGGAAAGAAAAAGUGCGAAGAAUACUGGCCGAACGUUGAAGGAACGAAUAAAAAGUGCGGUGACAUUUUGAUCAGAAACACAGACGCGGAUGUGUUUGCCGACUACACAUUCCGGACACUUCUCCUCACUUGCAGGGGUGAAAAACGCACGGUGACUCACCUCCAUUAUACCGGAUGGCCGGAUCACGGGGUACCGAUGUACACCCAAUCGCUCGUCGCCUACCUCAACAAACUCCUUGGAACGAAUCGAGACAAGGGUCCGGUCGUUGUUCACUGCAGUGCCGGAGUCGGUCGGACCGGAACGAUCAUUUUAUGCGACAUCUGCCUGCAGCAGGCGGCAGUUGAGAAGAAGAUCGACGCACCAGCGGUUGUAAUGAGAAUGCGCGAGGGUCGUGCGAAUAUGGUGGACAGUGCGCAACAGUACAUGUUGGCACAUUUGGCAAUACUUGAGUGCAUGAUCGCGGCACAGACUCAAGUCCCAUGUAGCUAUGAUUUACCGGAUAGAGUAAAGGAACUUAGAAAACAAUUGACGUCCGAUUUGGGAAGGCUUAACGAUACCGUUUGGCAGGACCGAGUGCUGCAUGCUUUGGCUUCACCGCCGCCAGAUUCGCCGUGGGUUUCAGGUGAGAAUGAAGCAUCGCAGGGUAUCGGUAACGAGAACGAUUUCAUUAAUCCCGUAAUCGUCGACGGUGUGAAAAUGAAAAGUCAAUACCUGGCAUCCCGGCUACCGUCGCCAUCCACAGUUUCUUAUUACUGGCAACUGGUUGCCAUGAACAACCUUGAACUUAUAGUAACAUUGCAAUGCCCCGCUCGAGGGAGUUCGACAUACUGCGACAUCGUGUCGGAUGAAUUCGUCUUCUUCCCAACGACGGACAUAAAAGUGGAAAAGAAAUCAAAUACCGAGAGCGAACAUUUCACAAUUGAUAAACUUAUUCUUACCGACACCUCCUCCAAGGAGGAAGCCAAAAUUCUACCAGUAACCGUCCUCACCUGCAAAGGAUGGAAAUGUGACCGAAUGAGAAAACCGCCCGUUGUUACAGCGUUGGUAUCUCUUUGGCGAGAGUCGGAAAAAAUACGUCGAAACGUGGCACCGAGUUUGGUACUUUGUCAGGACGGCGUAACCGCUUGCGGCCUGUACCUGGCGCUUAGUUUUCUACUUGAACGAAUGGCCGUGGAGAGAGAAUGCGACGUCAUUUCAGCCGUUCGAGCGGUUCGACGAUCCAGACCUAAAUUUGUACAAUCACUGGAACAAUUCAACUACCUCUACGACGCGGCAAUAAAUUACCACGAGAGCUUUGCCACCUACGCCAAUUUUUCGUAACUCAAUAUACCAAACAGUAUGAAGCUGAUAUUGUAUCUCGGACAAAUUUCACAACCGUAUUUUGUACGUAGCAUAUUAAUAAAAUAAAUUUCCUUCGAUGACGAUUCUUAGAUCUGGUAUCACGGUAUAAUUAUUAUCAAUUCCAGUAUUAUUAUUGUACACUAAUUAUGGUUGUUGUUAUUAUUAUUACUAUCAUUACUAUUGUUGUAAGCCAGAGUAAUUAGUCAUAUUCUUCGAGUGAUAAUUAUUUUUCUAUUUCUUACACUGAAAAACUUUGAAUAAAAACUAAGAUCAACGAAAGCC